AGGCUACAUACAAUUACCUGAUUUUGCCUGUCGUCGAACGUCCAUACAUUUCUCUGUAACCUACAUACACACCGCAUAGUCUGAUCAUGUUAGGUACAGACUGUACUGGUGCUCCACCGGAUCUUGCGAAGUGCAGCCAGGAAGCGUCAUAGACUCCACGUCGCCAAGAAGACUCUCCGCUCUAAACUAGUCUACCAGCCCGACUCAUUUCUCAGGGUGGUCGGGCACUUUGGCCAAACACUACCCGCAGACGUAGAAACAUGCCUCUCCGGUUGGACAUCAAGCGGAAGCUGACCGCUCGGUCGGACCGUGUGAAGAGUGUGGACCUGCACCCAACUGAACCAUGGAUGGUUGCCAGCCUGUACAAUGGCAGUGUCUGUGUCUGGAACCACGAGACACAGACCCUGGUGAAGACAUUCGAGGUGUGUGACCUGCCUGUGAGAGUGGCUAAGUUUGUGGCGAGGAAGCACUGGGUCAUUGCAGGAGCAGAUGACAUGCAGAUCCGUGUGUUUAACUACAACACUCUGGAGAGAGCUCACAUGUUUGAGGCCCACUCUGACUACAUCCGCUGCAUCGCAGUCCACCCAACACAACCUUACAUCCUUACCAGCAGUGAUGACAUGCUGAUCAAGCUUUGGGACUGGGACAGGAAGUGGGUGUGUGGUCAGGUGUUUGAGGGCCACACCCACUAUGUCAUGCAGAUCGUCAUCAACCCUAAAGACAACAACCAGUUCGCCAGCGCCUCCCUGGACAGGACCAUUAAGGUGUGGCAGCUGGGAUCUUCCUCCCCUAACUUCACUCUGGAGGGCCAUGAGAAAGGAGUCAACUGUAUCGACUACUACAGCGGAGGGGACAAGCCCUAUCUUAUAUCAGGAGCUGACGACCGCCUGGUCAAGAUCUGGGACUACCAGAAUAAGACAUGUGUGCAGACUCUAGAGGGCCAUACCCAGAAUGUGUCCUGUGUCAGCUUUCACCCUGAGCUGCCAAUCAUUCUCACAGGCUCCGAGGACGGCACAGUGAGAGUCUGGCAUUCCAGCACGUACCGCCUGGAAAACACACUGAACUAUGGGAUGGAACGUGUGUGGUGUGUGUGUGGCCAACGAGGCGCCAACAGUGUGGCGCUGGGAUAUGAUGAAGGCAGCAUCAUCAUCAAGUUGGGUCGCGAGGAACCAGCCAUGUCUAUGGACUCUAACGGUAAGAUCAUGUGGGCCAAGCACUCUGAGGUGCAGCAGGCCAACCUGAAGGCCAUGGGAGAGGCUGAGAUACAGGAUGGAGAGAGGCUGUCCCUGGCCGUCAAAGACAUGGGCAGCUGUGAAAUCUAUCCCCAGACCAUCCAGCACAACCCCAACGGCAGGUUUGUGGUGGUGUGUGGGGAUGGAGAGUACAUCAUCUACACUGCAAUGGCCCUGAGGAACAAGAGCUUCGGUUCAGCACAGGAGUUUGUCUGGGGCCACGACUCCUCAGAGUAUGCUACUCGGGAGAGCACCAGCAUGGUCAAAAUCUUCAAGAACUUCAAGGAAAAUAAGUCUUUUAAACCAGACUUUGGGGCAGAAGGUAUCCAUGGUGGGUUCUUGCUGGGCGUGAGGUCAGUGAGUGGUCUGGCCUUCUACGAUUGGGAGAACACAGAGCUGGUCCGCCGCAUUGAGAUCCAGCCUAAACACGUCUUCUGGUCAGAGUCUGGGGAGCUGGUGUGUAUUGCCGCGGAGGAGUCUUUCUUUGUGCUGCGCUACCUGGCUGAGAAAGUGGCAACAGCACAGGAGACCAAGGAGGGAGUCACCGAGGAUGGGAUAGAGGAUGCUUUCGAGGUGUUGGGUGAGAUUCAGGAGGUGGUGAAGACUGGUCUGUGGGUGGGAGACUGUUUCAUCUACACCAGCUCAGUCAACAGACUCAAUUACUAUGUAGGAGGAGAGAUUGUCACCGUCGCCCACCUGGACAGAACUAUGUACCUGUUGGGCUACAUCCCUAAGGAUGACCGUCUGUAUCUGGGUGAUAAGGAGCUGAACAUCGUCACUUACUCUCUGCUGGUGUCGGUACUGGAGUACCAGACAGCUGUAAUGAGGAGGGACUUUGGGAUGGCCGACAGGGUCCUACCCACCAUCCCUAAAGAGAUGAGGACCAGGGUCGCCCACUUUUUAGAGAAACAGGGUUUCAUGCAGCAGGCUCUGGCUGUGUCCACAGACUCAGAACACAGGUUUGAGUUGGCUCUGCAGCUAGGAGAACUGAAGAUCGCCUACCAGCUGGCUGUAGAGGCUGAGUCGGAGCAGAAGUGGAAGCAGUUGGCAGAGCUGGCCACCACUAAGUGCCAGUUUGUCCUGGCCCAGGAGUGUCUGCACCAUGCCCAGGACUAUGGGGGGCUACUGCUGUUGGCCACAGCCUCGGGCAACACCACCAUGGUGGGCAAGUUGGCAGAGGGGGCAGAGAGAGACGGCAAGACCAACGUGGCUUUCCUCACCUAUUUCCUCCAGGGGAAACUGGACAAAUGUCUGGAGCUCCUCAUUAAAACCAACCGGCUGCCAGAGGCUGCAUUCCUGGCCAGAACAUACCUGCCCAGCCAUGUGUCUAGAGUGGUGAAGCUGUGGAAGGAGAGCCUGGGGAAGGUGAACCAGAAGGCGGCUGAUGCGUUGGCCAACCCUACAGACUACAGCAACCUGUUCCCCGGCCUACAGGAGGCCUUCCUGGCCGAAGACUACCUCAAGGAGACCCACGUCAGGCUGAGGCCCGCCGCAGAGUACCCUCUCAUCACCUCCAAUGAGAAUAGGAAUGUCCUGGGGGAAUCUGCAGAUUAUGUGCCAAAAGUAGUGCCUGCUGAACCAGAGGUUGCUGGGAGCAUGGAUGAAACCCCUGUAUUGGAAGCAGUGGUAGAAACCCCUGUAAUGGCAGCAGUGGUGGAGGCUACAACCCCAGAAGCUCCAGUAGUGGAAGAGUCCAUUGUCAUGGAAGAGGUAGAACCUGUUGCAGCUGCAGUAGUGGAGUUUAUCCCAGCAGUAGAAGAAUCUAUCCCAGUGACAGUAGUGGAACCAACUAUGGCUGCAGCGGAAGAAUCCAUUGAGUUGGCAGAGGAGGAACCCAUUAUUGUUGAAGUGGAAGCUCCCAAGCCAAAGGAGGCACAAUCAGUGGAAGAUAUCAUCACUAAGAUAGAGGCUCUUGUCACCAUAGAAAAUGACACAGAAGCACCCCUCUUGGUGCCAGAGGUAGCACAGUCCACCCCAGAGGAAGAGUUCAGAGCAACACCAGAGGAGGCUGUUGAGGAAGGACCUGCAACAAUGAAGCCCAUAGCAACAGAUGCACCUGUUACAGAGUUGGUCACAGAACCCAUUGUAACAGAAGCACCAGUUGCCGAGGAAGCGCCAGUGCCUAUAGCAACAGAACCAGAACCUGUUACCAUAGAAGCAGUGGUGGAAGCUGAAGCACCCAUUGCCGCAGCAGUACUAGAAGCCAUAGCAACAGAACCCAUGGUUACAGAACAAGCACCUGUUACCAUUGAAGUGGCAGUGGCAGCAGAAGCACCCAUUACUGAGGCAGUAGCAGAAGCCAUAGCAGCAUCUGAAAAAGCCCCAGUCAUUGUAGAAGAGAAUGAACCUGCCCCAGCACCACUCAUAGACCUAGCCCCAGCCAGAGACCUAGCCUCAGCCAUAGACCUAGCCCCAGCCAGAGACCUAGCCUCAGCCAUAGACCUAGCCCCAGCCAGAGACCUAGCCUCAGCCAUAGACCUAGCCCCAGCACCACUCAUAGACCUAGCCCCAGCACCACUCAUAGAACUAACCCCAGUCAUAGAUCCAGCUACAACCCCAACUGUAGAGGACAAGGCUGCAGCAGCCCCUCUAGCUGCCCUCUUAGAGGAUAAAGGUGUGGAGGAGGCAGCCCCUGCAGCUCCUCUAGCUGCCCUCUUAGAGGGUAAAGGUAUGGAGGAGGCAGCCCCUCUAGCUGCCCUCUUAGAGGGUAAAGGUGUGGAGGAGGCAGCCCCUCUAGCUGCCCUCUUAGAGGGUAAAGGUGUGGAGGAGGCAGCCCCUCUAGCUGCCCUCUUAGAGGGUAAAGGUAUGGAGGAUGCAGCCCCUCCAGCUGCCCUCUUAGAGGGUAAAGGUGUGGAGGAGGCAGCCCCUCUAGCUGCCCUCUUAGAGGGUAAAGGUGUGGAGGAGGCAGCCCCUCUAGCUGCCCUCUUAGAGGGUAAAGGUGUGGAGGAGGCAGCCCCUCUAGCUGCCCUCUUAGAGGGUAAAGGUAUGGAGGAGGCAGCCCCUCUAGCUGCCCUCUUAGAGGGUAAAGGUGUGGAGGAGGCAGCCCCUCUAGCUGCCCUCUUAGAGGGUAAAGGUGUGGAGGAGGCAGCCCCUCUAGCUGCCCUCUUAGAGGGUAAAGGUGUGGAGGAGGCAGCUCUAGCUGCCCUCUUAGAGGGUAAAGGUAUGGAGGAGGCAGCCCCUCUAGCUGCCCUCUUAGAGGGUAAAGGUGUGGAGGAGGCAGCCCCUCUAGCUGCCCUCUUAGAGGGUAAAGGUGUGGAGGAGGCAGCCCCUCUAGCUGCCCUCUUAGAGGGUAAAGGUAUGGAGGAUGCAGCCCCUCCAGCUGCCCUCUUAGAGGGUAAAGGUGUGGAGGAGGCAGCCCCUGUAGCUGCCCUCUUAGAGGGUAAAGGUGUGGAGGAGGCAGCCCCUGUAGCUGCCCUCUUAGAGGGUAAAGGUGUGGAGGAGGCAGCCCCUCUAGCUGCCCUCUUAGAGGGUAAAGGUGUGGAGGAUGCAGCCCCUCCAGCUGCCCUCUUAGAGGGUAAAGGUGUGGAGGAGGCAGCCCCUGUAGCUGCCCUCUUAGAGGGUAAAGGUGUGGAGGAGGCAGCCCCUGUAGCAGUAGCAACAGCAUCCAUGGACCUGCUGGACCUGAAUGAUGAGGGCCUUGACGACCUGGACAUGUUUGAUCUGGACGAUGACAUCGACACCACAGACGUCAAUCUGGACGAUGACUUCUUAGACGACUGAAACUCU
Messenger RNA from Oncorhynchus nerka (sockeye salmon), 4958 nucleotides. RefSeq names its product coatomer subunit beta'-like. NCBI's taxonomy places the organism in Eukaryota, Metazoa, Chordata, Actinopteri, Salmoniformes, Salmonidae. Gene Ontology annotation, biological process: retrograde vesicle-mediated transport, Golgi to endoplasmic reticulum; endoplasmic reticulum to Golgi vesicle-mediated transport; intracellular protein transport. Gene Ontology annotation, cellular component: COPI vesicle coat. Gene Ontology annotation, molecular function: structural molecule activity; protein binding. The record is from RefSeq and is a predicted model, not a curated record.